Sphaerodactylus townsendi is the source of this 812-nucleotide messenger RNA. RefSeq names its product integral membrane protein 2A-like. The transcript has a single exon. Gene Ontology annotation, biological process: negative regulation of amyloid precursor protein biosynthetic process. The record is from RefSeq and is a predicted model, not a curated record. Gene Ontology annotation, cellular component: Golgi apparatus; extracellular exosome; plasma membrane. Lineage: Eukaryota; Metazoa; Chordata; Lepidosauria; Squamata; Sphaerodactylidae. Gene Ontology annotation, molecular function: amyloid-beta binding. The coding region runs from base 5 to 760 and encodes 251 amino acids.
CGCCAUGGUGAAGAUCGCUUUCCAGUCGCCCUUCUCCCAAAAGGACGAGCCCAAGAAGGAGGCGGCCGAGGCCUUGGUGGCCGACAAGGAUCCAGAAGUUGCCACUCACAGCCAUGAAAGCUCUUCUGGAAGAUGCCUGUUGACCCUUCUGGGUGUUGCAUUCAUCUUAGCAGGAGUGGUGGUUGGUGGAGCCUGCAUCUACAAGUACUUCAUGCCAAGGCAUAAAGUGUUCCAUGGACAAAUAUGUUACAUAGGAGAGGACAAUCCAGAUAAUGCUGCAGAACCGUACUUCCUACCCAUUGCCGAAGUUGCUGAUAUCUGGGAGGAUGAUAACAUAGCAAUCAUCGAUGUUCCAGUUCCAAAAUUCUCUGACAGCGACCCUGCUGCUAUCGUUCAUUAUUUUGACAGGCUUUUGACAGCCUACCUUGACCUGCAGCUGGGUAACUGCUAUGUGAUUCCUCUGAACACCUCCAUUGUGAUGCCACCACGGAACCUGAUAGACCUCUUUGCAAAAUUGGCGACUGAUUCCUACCUGCCUCAAACCUAUCUUAUUCGUGAAGAAAUGGUUGUGACAGAAGAGAUUGAUAAUGUGUCCGAUCUGGGCAUUUUCAUUUAUCAGCUCUGUGCAGGGAAGGAAGCUUUCAGACUUCAGCGCAGAGAUAGGACCAUGGGUCUGCAGAAACGCUCUGUUGAAAAAUGCCACUCAAUCCGGCAUUUUGAAAAUGCAUUUGUUGUGGAAACCAAGAUCUGCCAGCAGUGAAAAGAUACAGGCUGGAAAGUGACGAUCUCGCAUCUUCACCAAGAAGUCCAAG